AUGUGCGGCAUAUUCUGCUCGAUCAGUAGAAGACGAUCUAUACAGCCAUCGGACGCUGUGAGGCAGCAUCUGCGGUCGCGUGGGCCAGACGCGUCAAAUCAAAUUUGCAUCACGACCGAGAAGUCUACCCAACAAUGCCGCCUCGUGCUUCACUCGACCGUGUUGUCGUUGCGCGGCCAUAGCACGACUGAGCAGCCAUUUCGGACGUCUCAUUCAGACUCCAUCCUCUGCUGGAACGGCGAAGCAUGGACCAUUUCCGGGAAGCGUCCGGCUGGCAACGACACCUCUGCCAUGUACGACUUGCUGUGCUCGGCAACGUCUGCAACGACCGACGCUGCCCACCAAGCACGAGCUGUGUCGAAAGCACUCUCGGCUGUGGCAGGUCCAUACGCUUUUGCCUUCUACGCCGACUCAUCCUCAAGGCUUUUCUUUGCCCGUGACUUGCUUGGUCGCCGAUCUCUGCUUCGCAAAGUCACGUCGAGUGGCGAUGUCCUGCUCAGCAGCAUUGCAGACGGGAGUGCGGAUGCAUCAUGGACUGAAGUCGAGGCAGAUGGGAUCUACUGUAUUGACCUUGAGCAUGACCUAGGGCGAUUACCACAGUCAAUUUCUAAGAUCGAUCGCUUUUCCUCACCUGUACACGCCUUGGAAGAGUAUCUAUACAAGUCCCUUUCCUUUCGAGUCACGGAUAUUCCAGAACCCCCGCAACGUUCUCGAGAUCUGUUCGGUCUUGCAAGGGCGAAACUUGGUGUGCUCUUCUCUGGCGGCCUGGACUGCACGACUUUGGCACGGAUGUGUCACGAUCUUCUGGAUGUGACAGAGCCUAUAGAUCUCCUCAAUAUUGCGUUCGAGAACCCGAGAGUGCAUAAGGCCGCUGGAGAAGGGGCGUUCGAACUCUGCCCAGACCGUAUCACUGGGCGUUCGUCUUAUGCUGAACUUUGCGAAGUCUGCCCCGAUCGCGAGUGGCGCUUUGUGUGCGUCAACGUGCCAUACCGGGAAUUCUCUCAGCAUCGUCAACAGAUAAUUGCUCUGAUGCACCCGCACAACACAGAAAUGGAUCUCAGCAUAGCAUCGGCACUGUACUUUGCAGCGCGCGGCGAGGGAAUGGUGGCAUCUCAGAGUAUUGCGCAAGACUGUGCAUACACAACAUCAGCACGAGUCCUUCUGUCUGGCCUUGGCGCUGAUGAGCUGUUCGCUGGCUACACUCGACAUGCGACCGCUUUCAACAGGAAUGGAUACGAGGGUCUGCUGGACGAGCUGGACCUAGACGUAGCACGACUUGGGAAGCGUAACUUGGGCCGAGACGAUCGAGUGAUCAGUCACUGGGGAAGAGAGGCCAGGUUUCCAUUCCUGGAUGAGCACUUAGUGCAGUGGGCCUUGGCCAUACCAGUGACGGACAAAUGUGACUUUGUGCAUCAGGAUCCGAUAAACGAGCAAGACGAUGUAUCAACGAUAGAGCCAGGCAAAAAGAUUCUCAGGUGCUUGGCGUGGAAGCUUGGCAUGAAAGCCGUAGCCCGAGAGAAGAAGCGAGCGAUCCAAUUUGGGGCGCGCACGGCGAAGAUGGAGACUGGAGGAACGAAAGGAACAACGUUGCUAUCGCUGUAG
Messenger RNA from Pseudocercospora fijiensis CIRAD86, 1602 nucleotides. RefSeq lists its product as uncharacterized. The record is from RefSeq and is a predicted model, not a curated record. The transcript is spliced from 4 exons. NCBI's taxonomy places the organism in Eukaryota, Fungi, Ascomycota, Dothideomycetes, Mycosphaerellales, Mycosphaerellaceae. Gene Ontology annotation, molecular function: asparagine synthase (glutamine-hydrolyzing) activity. The coding region runs from base 1 to 1602 and encodes 533 amino acids.